AUGGGCUUAAGGUUAAGUUUAUUAAAGACAAUUAAUUUAUAUUUAUAUAUGGUGGUUAAGCAAUAGAUAAAUUUUAUGUAUUUGAAUUAAAAGAGGGAAUCUUUUAAGAAAAUUUGGAAAAGACUAUUAAAUUAAUUAAAUAUAAUUAGAUCUUAGAUGAAUAUCACUUUCCAAUAAUUUAUAAAAAGGAGAAGAAUAUGA
This is a messenger RNA of Paramecium pentaurelia, 201 nucleotides long. NCBI's taxonomy places the organism in Eukaryota, Ciliophora, Oligohymenophorea, Peniculida, Parameciidae. The record is from the annotation of a GenBank genome assembly.